AUGGAGUCGGGGGAAGAGUACAAUUCCAACCACGAGGACGAGUUUUACGACGCGGAAGCUGGCAACGUCGCCGAAUCUCCAGCAGCUGGCGAACUAGUCGCUGCCACCUGCGGCCCUACCACCGGACGGCCUUCAUUGGCUGCCAGCGAACAGCCGCAUGCGCAGCUCCGUCAUUCGACGACGCGUGAGAGGAGCUCAUCGCGAUCAUCAUCUCUACGCAGCAGCGCCGCCGCCGAGCUGCGCAAGAAGCUCCACGACGAAGAGGCCAGGCGCGAACUGCCCAAUCUCCCACCCAUCCCUCCCCAGUAUCUCCAGCAGCAGCAGCCGCACAAGAGGGCCCGGCCGGCGUCGGUCGCAUUAUUUCCUCCUGCAGCAGCUCGAGCAGAGCCUCCUGCUUUGCGCAGAGCCGCCAGUGCUGCGGGCGCGAGGGAUAGACCAGCGCCAAAACCACUUAAUACUCACCACCCCGGCACCCGUUGCAAUGCGAUAGCCCUCGAGGCGAACGACGCCCAACCGAAGCCGCAAGGGAUACCGGGGACUCACAAUUCGCGCGAACCAGUCCAGCUGCCGGCUAUUUCGCGGAGGGCUAGAGCAAAGACGGUGCACGCCAGCGCAACACCCUCGUCCGAAACAACAACACCCCUAACAUUGCUAGGCACCGCCGCACGCGACAGAAUGGAUUUCUACGAGUCGCACCGCUCUCCUGCGCACACCCACGCCAAGCGCCGCUCUCUGCCCCCCGACGUCGACAUUUACCACCGCCGCCCGAGUACGAGCGGUAACAUCUACACGCGCCCCUCGUCACGACUCAAUACCAACCGAUCGGCGGAUCUGCAGCGACAUAUGGAUCAGUACAAAACCUCCACGAGUCGCCCGUCUUAUCAGCCAGGCGACGCCGCCUCCGUGUCGGGACAUUCGAGUUCUGGACGCGCCCGUCGCUACUCAGUCGUCCCUGAUCGCUCGCCCCUGUCGCCGACGCGUCUUCGCGAACGCUUACACUCUCCAGAGGUGCCUCAGUACGGGCGCCGACGUCCCUCAUUUGGCGCGCCCAUGUCCAACUCCACGAACAACCAAUUGGCCACCUUGGAAUCGCCUGAAGAGUCACCAGCGGAGGAAUCUGAACCCAAGCUGAGCGAAUCGACGUCUGCAGAGUCGCAACAAGAGGAUAACGUGUGGGACGAGCUGGACGAGCUCAAGAUGCGUAUAAAGGAAUUGGAAAUGAAGGACAAGGUGCCGACCGUUUCGAGUGCCGCCGCAUCUGGAGACUCGAGCGACCGACCGCGCACUGCGACAACUGCCCCUACGACUAUUGAUUCCUCACCAAAGCACGAGCGCAAGCGGGAGAUAGAAAGGAAGAAGGCGACUCCCACUCCACCACUAGAGACCGCAUCAGGCGCGAACGCCUUGAGCAACAUUCAUCCACCCUUACAUACUGCCCUGGCCAAAGCUGAAACUUUAUUGAACGCAUCUCUCUACCGGACUUUGGAAGCUGCCUCUAAUGAUGCGCUUCAACUGGCGGCGGUCACUGGCAGUGCUGGUCCUCAGGGUACCAACUUCUCGGCUGCUUCAAUCAUCAACGGCUUGAGCGUGUCUGAUCGGCAUGUCAGGCGCAAAGUUGACAGCAUGUGUCGCAAUCUAACAGAGCUAUGCAUCGCAUUGUGCGAAGGCAAACAUGAGGCAACUGAGAUUGUGUCGUCCCCUACUUCCAUGGAAACAGCAAGACAGGAGUCGCCGACGUUCAGGUUUUCAGAAAACCAUGCACCUUCGCGUCAAGCAAGCAAUGCUCGACCCAUGAGCCGACUGGACGCCAGGAGAAGCAGCAUUUUAGGGGGCAACUCGUUGGUACCGUACGAAAGCAUCAGUCCUCGCGGCAGUGUUGGCGACAUGUCUGUUACCGAACAAGAACCCUCAUCAACGAAAUCGAAUCCACCCCAACUACGUCGCGUCAGUCGAGCACCGAGUGGGUUGCGCAGUCGCAUUCAACGUCAGGAUGACAGUGGCGACGAAGCGACGAACUUGCGACCCCCUUCGCGUGCCAUGACUGAUAUCGGCGCACUGCGACCCCGGUCGAGACUCACGAAUGAAAACAGAUCCCCAGGUGCGCAGCGAACCCCCAGCUUGCGCGAAAUUCUGGCCUCUAAACGAAACAACGACGCUGCAUUUGAGGGGAACCGUGAAACGCCCAGGAUCUCUUCGAUUGGUUCUGAACACAGACGCAGGCGUCUGUUUGAUCAGCAAUCGACGCCUCCCGUAGUGGAGGAAGAGGACGGUCCAGACGAUUAUCACACCCCUUCACAACCACGUCGACGCGUUACGUCGAUGGGUGGACAAUUCAAUUCUCGCCGGUCUAUUGGCGACAUUCCUGGACGAACAUCAAGCCUCCACCAGCGACGCGACGUUAUAACGGAAUAG
Zasmidium cellare ATCC 36951 is the source of this 2412-nucleotide messenger RNA. RefSeq lists its product as uncharacterized. Lineage: Eukaryota; Fungi; Ascomycota; Dothideomycetes; Mycosphaerellales; Mycosphaerellaceae. The record is from RefSeq and is a predicted model, not a curated record. The transcript has a single exon. The coding region runs from base 1 to 2412 and encodes 803 amino acids.